Puntigrus tetrazona (Sumatra barb) is the source of this 9945-nucleotide messenger RNA. RefSeq names its product sorbin and SH3 domain containing 2a (gene sorbs2a). The transcript is spliced from 28 exons. Gene Ontology annotation, molecular function: protein binding. Lineage: Eukaryota; Metazoa; Chordata; Actinopteri; Cypriniformes; Cyprinidae. Bases 888 to 7289 code for a protein of 2133 amino acids. The record is from RefSeq and is a predicted model, not a curated record. Gene Ontology annotation, cellular component: plasma membrane.
CUGUCAGAACAAAAAAUUGUCUAAUAGUUUGGUAAUAAAACAAUACACAUUAAUAAAGGUGAUGAAGCUUACGUGGCUUGCAUUUACCCUGAAGAACGGAUUUAUUUUUUGCUAACAUCCUCUCCAGAUUCCUUUAGAAUACUAGUAACCCUAAAUUCAAUUUUACAUUUCAAUUGAACUUUUCAUCAUACUUCGAGAUUUUUACAGCGGUUCAGUGCGGUCUUUUUGCCCUUGAGUGGCAGAGGUGACCUCAGCAUCUCACAGCACAGUCCGCGUUCCCCUGAUUGAAGUGUUCUGGUUGCCAUGACUACAGAGAACCCGCGACGGACCAAUACGCGGCGCUGCUUUCCAUCUCACUCUAUAGGCUGCGAUAUAAAAUACUCCUCUUUCCCGAGAAACAAGCGACGAUUGGAUGAUGUCUGGAUAAAGCAUCUAUUAAGGGCUAACCUCUCGCGUUCGGUGACGUGCGCAAGCGUCGCGUCGUUUUGAGCAUGCAAAACGAAUGUGAUCUUGCGUUUCCAUCUCCUCCUCCUUCAGGAGCCGAUAAGGAGAGGCGUUUCGUCAUGUGUAAAGAGACGGUUUUACCGCAAUGCUAUUUCAAUAGCUCUCCAGCUCCGCGCGAGAACCACUGACCCAAGAGGAAAGGGUGGUGCCGCGCACUGGCAUAGUCCAUGCGCGCGCACGCGUUUAUUUGGAGUCGGCUCAGCAGAGAAGAAGCGAGCGGAGCAGGUGUGCGCUUUCAGUCUGGAUUCAGACCUCCUCUCUCUCGUCUCUGACUUUGAUGGACUUACAUGCGGCGCGUUAACUGCGGUGGAUGACCCCGUGUGCGUGUUUGUUGCUCAGGGUAAAAGUGUCCUUCAGAACACAGAUCAGUGGAGAUCUUCAUCAUGAAUACAGGUAGUGAUUCCCAGUCAUCAGAUUCAGAUGCCUGGCGUUCACGCAGUGUGUCUGAGGGGUUGAGGAAUGGAGAUGCCAGCAGCUCGUCCUUGACUGCUAAAGGCUUCCGCAGCGUUAAACCCAACCUACAGGACAAGAAAUCUCCCACACCGGUCCCCUUGCCGCCCCCUCGGAGAGAGAGCUAUCACAUGACCCCUAACCCCCCAUCUUACAGUUCCCUUGCAAUGCUUUCAGACGCAUCCCUGUCUCCCCCACAGAGUAAUGAUGUCAUUUCCUCAGGCUCUUACACCAUCCAAUCUAGUGCCACCUCCUCUUACUCAUAUUCUAAGACCACCCAGACCUCCACUAGCACCUCUGGAGCCCCCCUCGAGGAGCCCCCCUUGUCCCAACAAGCUAAUGCUAACAGUUUUAUCACUCGGGUUCUGGGGAACAAAUUGUCAUCUUCAAAAUUCAUAAGGGACCAACUAAAUGCACCACCUAACAAGAUGGACAUGAUUAAAACUGACCCUAAGUCUAAAACUAAGCCUAAACGUACAUCCGCUUCCCCACCCCAAGACCCCACUGCUACUUCUGAAACACACGUAGCUUCUCUCUCCAUCCAGUUAGCUCCUCGCAGUCCAGAACCUCAAGCAGAGACCCAGUCAGGGCUUGAGACUAAAUCCAGGAGAAAUGCAGUGGACCCCGCUGACCCCACACGAGCCCCUGUUGUACCACCAAGACCAGCAAGCAGUUUGGUGCGUGAGUUUUCCCCUGUAAGAGGGAGCACCGGGCCGUUCUCUUCUGGACCGCCCUCCCCAGACCCUUCAGCUCGCCGGUCACCAUAUAGCCGAGCCAGUCAGGAUUCCCCUGACUUCCUGUCAGGGCUAAUGCCCAAAGCCCUCUCGCCGACACCCUACACCCCUCUGGAACGUUCCGGGCUAAUGUCGGCCUCACCUGCCCCGUCACCAGUAACCGUGUCAGCGCUGAGUCAUUAUUCAUCAUCCACAGCUGGGCUGGAGGAGCUGCAGAUCUGCGGCAUGGACUCCUUCCCCGCGGCCACACCCACCCCAUCCCCCACACUCAGCCACGCCUCCAACGCCCCUGACGAGCUUCCUAUCGCCCCGUCAGCUGCCACGGGCACUAACGGUCAGAUGGCAGUGAAUGGAAGCUCUCAAUCUCAGAGGCCUUUCUCUCCGCCUGUAUACCCACCUCCACCUCCGACCCUCAGCCCAGGCCUGGUAAAGAUCCAGCAGGGUCGUAGUUCAGAGGGUUCAGAGACGGUGAAGCGAGAGACUGUUGUCUCUGGUCAGACAGUGGUCGGUAGCUCUGUGCCCAUCGCUCGUUUCUCAGAAGAAGAGAAGAAGGUGUCCAUCAUUAAAGCACCCCAUUACGAAGGGAUUGGACCAGUGGAUGAGUCAGGCAUUCCCAUCGCCAUACGAACGACUGUGGACAGACCCAAGGACUGGUACAAGACCAUGUUCAAACAGAUCCACAUGGUUCAUAAAGCAGAUGAUGACUAUGCAGACACAUAUAAUGCAACAUACGCUGUCAUAAACAGUGAAAAUUACCCUCCUGUGCAUGCCCACCCGCCCCCUCAAACACACACCUACCGGCCUCUCUCUAGAAAUACCUCAGACGCGCCAGACGGUGCCGCCCACCGGGAGCUCUCGCCAUCUCCCGUGCCCCCUCCUCCCCCUCCGAUGCCCUCUCUCCUCCAGCUCCGCUCGCGAGACAUGGACAGAGAGAGAGACUUCUCGCACGACCCAAAUGAGUGGGGUCCCCCAGACAGAAAAGUUGACACGCGUAAAUACCGAGCGGAGCCACGGAGCAUCUUUGAGUAUGAGCCUGGCAAAUCCUCCAUCCUUGAGCAAGAAAGGCCUAUGUUUGAUUUAAACCCAGAUGACAUAGAUUUAGAGAAUGAGCCUUGGUUUAAAUUCUUUUCCGAGUUGGAGUUUGGACGGCCGCCUCCAAAAAAGAGGUUGGAUUAUAAUCCUGACUACUCCACACAUGCUGUGGCACAGUCAUCUCUCUAUCUCUCACCUUCUGAACGACCUGACGGGACUUCAAGUUCUGCAAGUGACUACAGGAAAAGGCGAAAGUCUGAACCAUCUGUCACUCAAGCCAACACAGGAAAUGAGCAGAAUGCCAGUCAAGUGUUUUCCCGGCCACUCGACUCCAAUAAAGCACAGACACUGAAGAAGCCCACCAUACGUUCCUCUCCCUCCUCACCAUCCAGACCCAAAGCUGGAGACGUUAGUGAGUCACUCUCCUCCUGUAUGAGCUCUCCAGGUAUGGAGCGCCCUUCCUCUCGUCUCUCCUCAGACUCCCUCACUAUCUCCACACCAACCUGGCGUGGCUCCAAGCGCUCCAUCUGCUUCAAGAACGGUUGGCAGACAAGCAGACAUGAAGCCACGGAGACAUGGAGUAGCAUUGACGAUGAAUCUGUCAUGACUCCUUCAUCACCACGGCUCAAAUCACGCAGCUGUGAUGAUUUGUUGUCUGACGGACAUGGUGCUAGUAAUGACGGGAGAGCGUCCACUUCCGUGACUACCACUCGCUCUGAAAGUGCAGGUUCAUUGAUUGAUGAAGAUGCUCCACAGAAGCCUCAAGUAAAAAGUCUUACCUCAUCUCCCAGGGGGCGCCGACAUCACCGGCGUAAAAUGCCACACGAUGCUCCAGGUUUCCUUCAGCUCUACAAGAAAAUGCAUCACAUAGACCGUGAGCAGCUAUUGCCCUCAGAGGUGAUUCGUUCUGUACGUGCACGAAUCCUUGAGCUGGAACGCCUACAGCAACAGCAGAGGCAUAACCUCCAUGGUUGGGCACCUUUCGGUAACGAGGUACCGCGACACAUGGUCCCAAACCGUAUAUCGGAAUAUGAACAGCUCAUCCAGAAAUCCAAGUCAAUGCCAGACCUUGGUGAUGAAAAUGCCCCAUCAGGCACCACCACACCAGGGUCCUCGAGGGCCAGCAGUUGUCCCAAGCGACGCUUUUCUGUAGAAUCACUUUUGGAGGAGGAGGAUCCUCCAGAAAGGACUCGAAGUCCCCCUGAGGGACAGCCAAGACCGGGACCAGACAGCAGUAGCCUGGUCCCAGUGCAUGGGAAGAACCAGAGACAGCAUCAAGACUACUCCGACAGUGAGCAGGACGCCUGUGCCUCCGAAAUGAGUGACAUCCACAUAGAAGGGUCUUCACUGUGCAGCGAAAGCGACCUGGAUCAUUGCUCACUUACCUCAUCGGAAAGCUUCUUUGGAUCUGGGCAGCAUCACCAUCAUGGACAUCACCAUCAUCAUGGACACAGAUACCACCGCCACCAACAUCUCCACCAGAGUGUGGGUCAGAGUCAAGGUUACCAACACCGUCACCUCAUCAGCUCCUGUAAGGGUCGCUGUCCAGCAUCCUAUACGAGGUUCACCACAAUGCUAAAACACGAGCGACAACAGGAAAGGGCUCGGCAGGAGUCCCACCCUGCCGCUACAUCUCCAUUAGCCCAGCAGUCACCCAGUGAGUCAGGCCUUUCCAAACUGGCUUUCCUGGUCAGCCCUGUGCCUUUCCGCCGAAAACGAGGCUCCCCACCGACCCAACGGCGACACUGCAGAAGCGGUCGGCCGAAAUCCAAAACCGCAAUUUAUGAGGCUUUAGAUGCCGCUUUGCAGGACAUUUAUGACCACAUAAGGGCGGAAAGGGGGCAGGGACCAGCAAGAAUGCCAGAUGAUAGCAUAUUGCGGCGGUUAUUGGAGGAGUUGCUACCAGACGUGCCCAAACGUAGCUCCUCCUUGCGGGCUCAGAGAGGGUCCGGCUCCCCCUCCUCGCCCCAUGUCCACCAGCCUUACCAUGGAGCUCACCAAUGUGCCUCCUACCAGCAGCAACACCACCAUACAGACGCCUCCAACAACAACCAGCAUAAUGCUAAUGCUAAUGUGCACUGCUAUUCAGAUCAGGGCUCUGAUACAGGACGUCUCACACCACAAUGCAGAAGACCCACGCCAGAAAGAGAGAAACAGUCUGCCAGGGCUAUUUAUGACUUUAAAGCUCAGUCUGCCAAGGAACUUUCCUUUAAGAAAGGUGAUGCUGUCAACAUCAUCAGACAGAUUGACAGUAACUGGUAUGAGGGGGAACACAGAGGACGGAUUGGGAUUUUCCCCAUCUCUUAUGUCGAGAAGGUGGCGUCUCCAGAGCGGAGGCAGCCUGUCAGGCCUCCUCCUCCGGCUCAGGUUCGAGAGAUGGGAGAGGCCAUGGCAAGAUACAACUUCAAUGCUGACACUAAUGUGGAGCUUUCUCUUAGAAAGGGGGAGCGAGUGAUACUUCUAAGGAAGGUGGAUCAGAAUUGGUAUGAAGGAAAGAUUCCUGGCUCAAACAAGCAGGGCAUUUUCCCAGUGUCCUAUGUCGAUGUGAUCAAGGGCUCUCCUUCCAAGAGCCCCAGUCAUCAAGGGGACACUCACACAUACAGGGCACAUAAGCACUAUGCAGAGUCCUCCCAUUCGCAGAGUUUUGAUUCUGCCACUAAGACACACCUUCAAACAGUCACUAGCGAAUGGUUGUCUCUCACAUUGGGUGUCUGCACCAAUUACCCAUCUUCCUGUGGCAGUCCAAUCCCACCCACUCCUCCUCCAUUACCCAGAAAUCUACACUACACUGACCCCCAGUCCCCUGCUCCACUUGUGCGAAAGUUCACCCCCACACAAAACCGUUUUUCAAAAUGCUCCACUUUACCUAACCAAGGAACAAUCACUUCAGAGUCCUCAAAUAUUUCGCUUUAUUCCAAUGAACGUCUCUACAGAGAUAAACUGACAGCUAUAGAUGUUGAACCAGAAACAUUUGGUUUACCAGUCAAACAGAUCACAGACCGUAAUCAAGCUCUGUUAAGAAUGGAAAGAAAGGCAGGUGAUGGUAAAACGUUUUUAGGAGAUAUGGAGCAAAGCUUGAGCUAUGACCCCUCCAGGCUAAUAAAUGAACCUGAUCCAUAUGGCGAACUUAUGUCAAUGUUCCUGAAAAAUCAACUGUAUAAUGAACUUGAAGUACGAUUGGCCAAUCGAUCAAAAAACACUGCUCAUCGAGAAGCAUUACUUGAUAAGCCACUGUCCAGCAGUGCAAGCCACAAAUCAGAAAAUAUACUGGAUAAACCUCAUGAUAUCUAUGAGAAAAAUGCUGAGGAGCUGCUGUCAGUCAUUUUGAAUGAGAAAACAGAGAUUUGCAGUCCAGUAGGUGCUAUAAAAUGGGAGGAACUUCAUGAGUUGUAUAUAAGGGAAGAGGAUGAUGAAGCAAACAACAGAUCAGACGUGGAGACUAUUACGAAAAAAGAGGCUGACUCCUCCUCCAUCACUCCAUCUCUUCCAUUUUCCACCAUGCCUAAUUCCUCCCUUACUCUCUCUUCCUCUGUUUUUAUUCCACCACACACUGAAUCAUCUGCCUCUGCUUUUCACUAUUGUCCACCGUCUUCUUCCAAAGCCUCUCCAUGUUCUUCUAUUCCUUUUGGUUCGUCUCUUUCUUUGGUGCCCUUUUCCUCCUCCAUCUUCCAAACCUCAGUUGUUUCUUCUCCUUCAGACUCUCCUCUCCCUCCAUUAUCUCUCUCCACUCCUCCUCCGUCUCCCCCAAACUCCCCAAUCCCUCUUCCUCCUCCUCCUUCAUUGACUCUUAAUAUUCUCACUCCUUUUCCUUCUAAUUAUCAACCAUCUCCUUCUCCACCUCCUUCAUUUUCACAACCCCUUGCUCCUUCUGUCCUCCCUCGGCUUUCCUCUCCAACACCCGGUCCCAUCGCCUCAAAUAUCCCUUCUUCCCACUCUCCUUCUCCUCCCUCCUCUACUCAUAUCUCGCCAAUCCCUCCAUCUCCACCUUCAUCUCCUAUUCCUUCUUUGCACCCUCCUCUUUAUUCCUCCUGCCAGCCUCUUCUAGCAACUAUUCCGGCCUCUCCACCCUCCACUCCCUCUCCUCCUCCAUCUUCUUCAGACCUCAUCCCAUCUCCUCCCAGGUCUCCUCCACUCCUCACCUCUCCUCCUCCCGCCUCUGUGCCUGUAGUCUCCUCUCCUCCAUCCAUCUCUCCAUCCUCUCCAUCUAUUCCUCCUCUCUCCCCACGUUCACAGCCUCGUUCUCCUAAGAUUAAGACAGUUUAUAGGCAGGAAGUGGUGGUUGAGGGUAAGCCACCACGCAGCCCCAUUUCCACCAGGAGGCGCUGUUUAUCUCCCUGUUUAUCACCCAAUAGAGCAAGAAGGAAAAUUAUGCAGGAUUCUCAGCAUUCAGGUGGUGACCCCUUCCAAGUUGUGUACAACUAUGUGCCUCGUAAUGAGGAUGAGCUGGAACUGAAGGAGGGGGACAUUAUUGAUGUCAUCGAGAAAUGUGAUGAUGGCUGGUUUGUGGGUACCUCUCGGAGAACCAGGUUAUUUGGAACGUUCCCAGGAAACUAUGUUAAACCGCUUUAACAAAACGGAAACAAUGGCACAAAUACGGCCACUCCAGUGCCUACUGUGUAGGGCCAACAAGGCACCUCACCUUUGAGAAAGUGUGUGUGUGUGAGUGUGUGUGUGCGUGUGUCCAUACGUGUGAGUGUGUUCACAACCACAACCAUUUUAGCUCUGCCAUGUCCACACAGACAACCCACAGAAUUAUUAGUUUAUUAUACUUUGAGCACUUUGUUUUUGUGCCAUCACACAGUCUCUGCUAUUCAGACAACAGCACAUUCAUUACUGUUUUUCCUGUUAUUUUGACAUUUCGCUACUUUCCAGGAUGCGCUAGCUCAGAGUUAGUAUGGUGAGGAUCCAGGCAGCCAUGGCAUUGAGCGAGGUCAGUAGAUCAGUAUAAAUGGUAGACACAUGGAAAAAUGUGUCUGAGAUGAAACCUCAGGCGUCAGUGUUCAACUGAGUGUGUGUAUGUGUGUGCGCGUAUUGUGUAUCAAACAGUACAAAGUUAAUAGCAAUAGAGACCACUGGUUAUAGAUGAGGAUGAAAAGUUUUAUUAAAAUGAGUUAAAGGUGAUAUCACGUUCAAUUAUGAAAUUGUUCAUUCCCCUUGUGUGUGGCCAAAAUAAAUAAGUGAUAGGAGCAGAUGUGUUUUAAACAAUAAUCGUACAUGUUACCAUACUUUUGCCAUACAGAAUUGCAAAACAACAAGCAAUUUUGUCAUUGUUAAAGUGGCAAUCAUUCAUAUAGGAUAAUGUUUGUAUAAUAAUCAGUGCAUUGUGGGUAUUUGUAUAAACUGUCUUUAAAAGAAAGUGCAUUGACAUUCUGGAAAGUAAAGAUGCUUUUAUGGAAUUUGGUAACAAAUAUUUGAUUAGUGAACCUUUUUCUAAUGUUUACUUGAGAAUUUUAUGAACGGACUGAGUUUUAGAAUUGUAAACCAGGUCAGACUUUAAUACAAAAAAAAAAAAAAACCACAUGUAAAUCAAGAUUAGACCAUUGCUUGUUUUAGUAAUGAAUGGCAACAAUUUUACAACAAGGUGUGCUUCCUGUGCUUCAAUUUUUUUGUUAUCCUUCCUUGAUUUUGUUAUCCUAAAUGAACUAAUUUAUCUAAAAAAUUAUAAUUAAAAAAAGUUUGUUUGAUUUUUUUUUUUUUUUUUUUUUAAAGUUUGGUAAGACACUUAAACGAGAUUCACUCUUUUAAAAUUGCAUCAUAUAACGCAAUAGAGAGUUGUUGGUCUUUGAUGAAUGUUUGUAUGCUUGUCUGAUGUUCAAAAUGUUAUGUUUAGUUUUUCGAAGGAUUUGUAUAUCAGUAUUUUCUGCACUAAGUGUAUCACUUGUUGUGUUCUCAUCUGAAAGCAUAAAGCUUGUGUUGCAUCUGCUUUUACGAGUAUGUAUAUUCAGCAUAUGGAAAAGUGUGUCUAUGAAUUUCACAGACAGCAGAGCAAUCUAAAAGCACCUUAAACAUUUAUUAGUUCUGUUUUUUUUUUUUUAAAGUUGAAGUGUUGAGUCCUUCCGUAGCUUAAUAUGCAGGGAAAACUAAGUAAACCAUUCAUAGGUUGAAUAAUUUAUAGCUUUGUUCAUUCGAGCACAGUCAACGGUUUGAGUUUGGGGCGGGGCUUUCUGUUUGCCUGACCAAUGGCAGAUGGGAAGUGUUUUGGAAACCUGUUUGAAAACAGUUGCAGUUGCGUUUGAUGAUACAGAAAUUGCACACUUCGGCUUUAAUUGUUUUAAUCACACUGUUUGCAUUUUCCAGCUUCACGGCUGUGUUUGCUGAUUCUUUAUACGUCUUUUUGUAUUGUACUGUACAUGAGUUUCACUUACAUCAUAAAGCCCUUCCUUUCUCACUUUUGGUUUCUUUCAUCUGUUUUUAGUCCUUUGUAGGGGUGUAACGAUUCAUGGUAAUUUUCCAAAUCAUUAAAGCGGUCGUCCUUAUCACCUAGGAGUAAACAGAGCACGUGCGUGUCAUUAUUUAGUCGUUUGCAAUGCAUUUGUCAAAGUGAGCGAUGUCAUUUCCUCAUUAUCUUCAGCUGGGACGUUCCCAUGACAACGAAUGCAGUACGAUGUGCGUCAGCAGAUACAUAUUCAGAUACUUAUUCGUUUUUUUAAAUAUUAGCAUAUUUUCUAAACAUUUUAAAUUAUAAAAUGUAUUUCUGUUUGCAACAGUUACGCUAACAACAAUAAAAAGACAUGUUGCGUUCGUUGGAAUGAAAAGUGCAUUCAAAAUGAAUCAAUAAUGACACGCACAUGCUCUGUUCACUCAAGUCUCCACUAAUAAGGGUAUAGGGACGGUCACUAUGAUUUGGGAAAUGACCGUGAAUAGUUACACCUCUAGUUUAUAUUUCAUCACAUGCCAAAUUUAUUAUUUGACUUCUUUGGUGCAAAAAAGAAAGAAAAUGUAUGCAAAAAAUAGGCAAAGAGCAUUUUUAGGGUCGAAUAAAGGACUUUCUUCAGCACAUGAUGGGGACUGGUGCACACUCGAGACGAAAUGGAGUCGGGAGAUUUUUUUGUCACUGUUUGCAAACUGUCCUCUACUAAAGACAGAUAUUUUUGCCUUUUUCCAAAUAGCCUUUUGACAACAUAUAGUGUUAUUUGAUGUGUGUGCUUGAUGAGCUGGUGAGCUUGAGAGAAUUGAGUUUAACCUGCUCACUUUCAAAUAAAGCUUUCUGUCUUUCUCUCUCUCA